AUGUCUUCUUCUUCUUCUUCUUCUACGGUAUUAUUAAUCAAUGAUAUUCGGAGUAAACUUAUCAUUCUAAUUUGUAUUUUAUACAUUAUCUUUGGUACAAUUGGAAACAUCUUGAAUAUAAUUCUAUUUCGAAAACGUACUCUUUGGACACUUACUCCUUGUAUUCCUUAUUUAUUCAUCGCUUCUUUUGUAAAUCUCUUCCUUAUUUAUGGAUUUGUUCCAUUUCGAUUGCUUAGUGGUUUUCAAAUCAAUCCCGCUAAUGCUAUUUCAAUUCUCUGUAAAUUCCAACUCUUUACUUAUUAUGUCACAACUGGUCUUUCAACUUGGUUUAUGGUUGCUUGUUGUGCUGAUCGAUUCUUUUCAUCAUCACAUAAUGCAUUGAUGCGACGUUACAGUAAUAUGCGUAUGACAAUUAGAAUCUCAUCAAUGAUUACAUUUCUUAUUUUCAUUGUCUAUUUACAAAUCUUAUAUUGUUAUGACACAAAUCAAUUUGCUGCUAUUUCAGCAUGUAAUGUUCAAGCUGGUAUUUGUAGCGUCGUUGACGUAAUUUGGACGCUUUGUUUUCAAACUAUUGGUCCACCAAUAUUGAUGUUGAUCUUUGGUAUUGGCACUUUUAUUCAUAUUAAACAAAAACAAAGAGUUCAACCAUUAACAGCGAAUACAACGGAAAUGCAGAGAGAUAAUAAUAGACAUAUUUUACCUAUGCUAUUUAUACAAGUUAGUAUGUAUUUAUUAUGUAUAACACCUCUUCUUGCUACAAAGAUUUAUCAAAAUAUGACUUUAUCAAUUAUUAAAAGUGAUGUACAGCGAUCUGUCGAUAGUCUUAUCUUUGUUUUAUCGAUUUUGUCGAGUCUUGUUGACAAAAUGUUCUCAUUUUAUAUUUAUACAUUAUUUAGCAAAUUUUAUCGAAAAGAACUGAUUAAAUUAAUCCGAAAUAUGCUUCGUCAUCACACAUAA
This is a messenger RNA of Adineta ricciae, 957 nucleotides long. Lineage: Eukaryota; Metazoa; Rotifera; Eurotatoria; Adinetida; Adinetidae. The record is from the annotation of a GenBank genome assembly.